AUGAGAGAGUUCUUGAGCAGCUGGCCUAAACUAGAAGAUUUUAAGUGUAGUAAGAUUAUUUCCACCACACGCACUGAUUUGCUUAUGGGAGGGUCUACAACCUUUGGUUUGGUUGAGGGGAAGGCUAGAUCAGUUGUCGAUGUGCUUAUGGACUACGUGAAAGGGGAACUUCGCGUUCUAUCGAAGUUGGUUCCAACAAAUGAAGUGACAUUACUAUGUUACUACAAACAUAAGGUUGGGGACUGGACGGUGCAAAUGUAA
This is a messenger RNA of Arabis nemorensis, 261 nucleotides long. The record is from the annotation of a GenBank genome assembly. Lineage: Eukaryota; Viridiplantae; Streptophyta; Magnoliopsida; Brassicales; Brassicaceae.